This is a messenger RNA of Funneliformis geosporum, 282 nucleotides long. NCBI's taxonomy places the organism in Eukaryota, Fungi, Glomeromycota, Glomeromycetes, Glomerales, Glomeraceae. The record is from the annotation of a GenBank genome assembly.
AUGAAAUUAGUGAUCGAGAAUAGCAUGCUUGGAAAGCAUUUAUUCAACAUGCAGUUUGAAUUUUGGUCAAGAGUACAUAAUACACAAAUAGACAAUGUAACAUUACAAGUGCUAUAUAAAUCUAGAUCCCUCCAACCACGUUCAGAAAAUUUUACUGACACAUUUUGGCAAGCAUUUUGUGAUGCACUAAAAGGUGCAAAUAGAGACCCAAAUGGUCAAAGACAGUUUCUUUCAAUAAUUGCAACACAAUUUACGUAUCAAGAGCUAAAAUCAAAAUUAGGG